This is a messenger RNA of Sorex araneus (European shrew), 3236 nucleotides long. It is a transcript of the gene MAP2K7, whose product is annotated as mitogen-activated protein kinase kinase 7. The transcript has 12 exons. Gene Ontology annotation, biological process: protein phosphorylation. Bases 135 to 1442 code for a protein of 435 amino acids. The record is from RefSeq and is a predicted model, not a curated record. Gene Ontology annotation, molecular function: ATP binding; protein kinase activity. NCBI's taxonomy places the organism in Eukaryota, Metazoa, Chordata, Mammalia, Eulipotyphla, Soricidae.
CGCCGCGAGCAUGCGCCGUGCCGGGAGAGAGACGGCGGCUCGGCGGGGUCAUCCGUGCGCAGGCGCAGUGCGGUGUUUGUCUGCCGGACUGACGGGCGGCCGGGCGGUGCGCGGCGGCGACGGCGGCGGGGAAGAUGGCGGCGUCCUCCCUGGAGCAGAAGCUGUCCCGCCUGGAGGCCAAGCUGAAGCAGGAGAACCGCGAGGCCCGGCGGAGGAUCGACCUCAACCUGGAUAUCAGCCCGCAGCGGCCCCGGCCCAUUAUUGUGAUCACUCUAAGCCCUGCUCCUGCCCCGUCCCAACGAGCAGCCCUGCAACUCCCGUUGGCCAACGAUGGGGGCAGCCGUUCACCGUCCUCAGAGAGUACCCCACAGCACCCCACACCCCCCAGCCGGCCCCGCCAUAUGCUGGGACUCCCGUCCACACUGUUCGCACCCCGCAGCAUGGAGAGCAUUGAGAUCGACCAGAAGCUGCAAGAGAUCAUGAAGCAGACGGGUUACCUAACCAUCGGGGGCCAGCGCUACCAGGCAGAAAUCAGCGACCUGGAGAACCUGGGGGAGAUGGGCAGUGGCACCUGUGGCCAGGUGUGGAAGAUGCGCUUCCGGACUACGGGGCACAUCAUCGCUGUCAAGCAAAUGCGGCGCUCCGGGAACAAGGAGGAGAACAAGCGGAUCCUUAUGGACCUGGACGUGGUGCUCAAGAGCCACGACUGCCCCUACAUCGUGCAGUGCUUCGGGACUUUCAUCACCAAUACGGAUGUCUUUAUCGCUAUGGAGCUGAUGGGCACAUGUGCAGAGAAACUCAAGAAGCGGGUGCAGGGCCCCAUCCCGGAGCGGAUCCUGGGGAAGAUGACAGUGGCGAUCGUCAAGGCGCUCUUCUACCUGAAGGAGAAGCACGGCGUGAUCCACCGCGAUGUCAAACCCUCCAACAUCCUAUUGGAUGAGCGGGGCCAGAUCAAGCUCUGUGACUUCGGCAUCAGCGGCCGCCUCGUGGACUCCAAGGCCAAGACGCGGAGCGCCGGCUGCGCCGCUUACAUGGCACCUGAGCGCAUCGACCCCCCGGACCCCACCAAACCCGACUACGACAUCCGGGCAGACGUGUGGAGCCUGGGCAUCUCAUUGGUGGAGCUGGCCACGGGACAGUUCCCCUACAAGAACUGCAAGACGGACUUUGAGGUCCUCACCAAGGUCCUGCAGGAGGAGCCCCCGCUUCUGCCCGGCCACAUGGACUUCUCGGGGGACUUCCAGUCCUUCGUCAAAGACUGCCUUACUAAAGAUCACAGGAAGAGACCAAAGUAUAAUAAGCUACUUGAACACAGCUUCAUCAAGCGCUACGAGACGCUGGACGUGGACGUGGCCACUUGGUUCAAGGAUGUCAUGGCGAAGACAGAGUCGCCGCGCAGCAGCAGCGUCCUGAGCCAGCACCACCUGCCCUUCUUCAGGUAGCCGGGGGGCUGCAGCCGGCCUCCCCGGGGAGGCCAGGGGCACGGCCACGGCCCCCCCACCCCGGCCCCCGACACUUCCCCAGCUGGCCACCCUGCUGCCCAGCAGGGGAGAACUGGGUCCCGCUGAGGGCUGAGGACAGAAAGUGGGGGUGGGGGGCGCUGCCCCCUCGUCCCCCUGCCCACCUGCCGUGGACAGACGGGCCACCAGGCUGCCGGCCCUGGGCGCCCCGACAGACACUGUGAAGGGCUGUGAGCAGGCGCCGCACGGACUCGCUAUUUAUUCAGCCGGAACCUCGGGGCCCAGGAGAGCGCCGCCUGCGUGCCCGCGCCUUCCCGCCCCAGCAGACAUGCUGUCUCUGCACCCCCCCUCUCUACCUCUCCCUCCCCGCCAGCCCCUCCCCCUGGGCGCCCCCUGCCCAUUGCCGCCCUUGCCCCUUGCCGUGCGCGCUCCCCCCUCCCUCUCCUUUCCCCCCUUCUCUCCCUCUCUCCCUCGCUUUCCUCUCUCCCUCUCUUUCCUCUCUCUUUCUCUCUCUCUCUCGCUCUUUCUCGCUCUCGCUCUCUCUGAUCUCAGGGGGUCCUUUUUGAAGUUUAUUGUAUUUUAUUGUACUGGGGGGUGCGGGUGGGGAGCGCGUUCUGGAGCUCGUCGGUACCUUCCGAAACUACCAAAGUCAUGUUGAGCUGCUCGGGAGUGGACGGGGCGCUGGCCACGGGGCCGUCCCGCCCUGGAGGGAAAAGUCCCUGAGGGGGGAUCCAGGGGAGCAGGGAGGGGCUUCUCCCUGGGGGCCGGAGACUGGCCACAGCUUAGGGGUGGGGGUGAGUCGAGGAGCUCAGGGGGGCCAAGGAGGAGCAGCUGCUGCCGCACAGGUGCCCUUCAGGGAAGGAGGCCUGGCCGGGCAGGGCAGCAGGUGGGGGCGUAGCCGGGAGGUGUGGCGGGAGCUGGUGACAGGGGGUCCGGAAACCCCGGGCGGGACCAUUCUUAGAGCAGGAGUGAUGGGCGGGUAGCCAGUGUGGGAGUUCAGGGAUGUUUGGCAGGGACAGAGUCAGGACACGCAGAAGGCUGAGGUAUGUGGAGACAGAUGCGCCCCCCUGAGCACCCCUUGACUCACUGAGACCAGCCCGCGGGAGGGAGACCCAGGGCCCCAGCCGAGGGGGGGGGCUGGGGGGCUUCCUCCCCCCCUAGUUUUCGUUGGUGAUGCAUGCAAAUCAAAAGUGGACAACACAUCAAAUAACAAAAACGAAAAGCAAGACCCCACGAAACCAACCACCGCCAGAGGCACGUGGACGCAGCCUGCUGCCCAGUGACCACCCGGCAGUCGCCUUCGCCACAUGUUGCAGAUCGUCAAAGUCGUGUCUGCCCUUGCCCCGGGGGCUGGGGGGUUUCUGCAGGCCCCCUUACCCUGAGUGUCCUGGACAGCGGCUGUCAUCGGGAGGCCUGGCCGCUCCCCUCAGCCUUGGGGGAGCUGGACACGGCAGCCCUGGACGUGGGGGCUGGGCCACAUGGGGUUUAUGGUGUUUUUUUUUUUUAACGACAAAAAAAAAAAUUUUAUUGAACUUGAUUUUCUCUUGAUGAGUGUGUCACCCCUGCCCCACCUUCCCCUUCACCAGCCAGCACCCCUGUACCAGGCAGGCUGGGGCCCCUGGACAGCCUGGCCCAGCCCACACCCAGGGUGGGGGUCUCCACCCACAACCCCCUUCUCAGGCCGCCAGUAUUGCUUCCUUGGCCCCUUUUUGAAAGGAAACGCCCUCGUUUGUAAAUUCUUAGAUGCUUGAGAAUAAAACCCUCCCUUUUCUUCUG